AGCGCGCCAGAGGAACCGCUGCCGCUGCGGCCGCUGGGGUUGCUGGAGCCCCAGAUUCUAAGCGCUUGGCUGGAUGGCGGUGGCCUUAGCCCCCGGCCCCGCUGUCAGCUAGGGGCGGCCCCGAAGCCCGUCGGACCCCGCCUUGCACCGCAGCCCGCCGGAGAGCCUACUCCGAGCCAUGCUCCCUGUGCCCCGCAGCCUCCAGCCCGUGCCGUCCCACAGGUGUCCGCGCCCGUGCGUGCCGCUGUCCGCGCCCCUGGGCCCGGCGCCGACCAUGCCCCGCGGCUGUCGCUGCCUGCGUCUCAUGUGCCUGCUGUGCAUCCUAGGCGCGCCGAGUCAGCCGGCCCGAGCUGAUGACUGCAGUGCCCGCUGCGACCUGGCUCACGGCUGCUGCAUGCCGGACGGCUCUUGCAGGUGUGACCCAGGUUGGGAGGGGCUGCACUGUGAGAGCUGUGUGAGGAUGCCUGGCUGCCAGCACGGUACCUGCCACCAGCCCUGGCAGUGUAUCUGCCACAGUGGCUGGGCGGGCAAAUUCUGCGACAAAGACGAGCACAUCUGUACCUCACAGUCCCCUUGCCAGAACGGAGGCCAGUGCGUGUACGAUGGGGGUGGCGAGUACCACUGCGUGUGCCCACCCGGCUUCCAUGGGCGGGAGUGUGAGCGCAAGGCUGGGCCCUGCGAGCGGGCAGGCUCCCCAUGCCGGAACGGCGGGCAGUGCCAGGAUGACCAGGGCUUUGCUCCCAACUUCACAUGCCGCUGCCUGGCAGGCUUCGUGGGUGCUCACUGCGAGGUGAACGUAGAUGACUGCCUGAUGCGGCCUUGUGCCAAUGGUGCCACCUGUGUGGAUGGCAUAAACCGCUUCUCCUGCCUCUGCCCUGAGGGGUUUGCUGGACGCUUCUGCACCAUCAACCUGGAUGACUGCGCCAGCCACCCAUGCCAGAGAGGGGCCCGCUGCCGGGACCGUGUCCAUGACUUUGACUGCCUCUGCCCCAGUGGCUACGGUGGUAAGACUUGUGAACUUGUCCUACCCAUCCCAGACCCUGCCACCACAGUGGGCACCACCACAGGGUCCACCUCGGUAGCGGUGGUCCCUGCCACAGGGCCAGCGCCUCAUAGCGCAGGGGCAGGCCUGUUGCGCAUCUCAGUGAAGGAGGUGGUGCGAAGACAGGAGGCUGGGCUGGGGGAGUCAAGCCUGGUGGCCCUGGUUGUGUUUGGGGCUCUCACUGCCGCCCUGGUCCUGGCCACUGUGCUACUGACCCUGAGGGCCUGGCGCCGGGGCAUCUGCCCCCCUGGACCUUGUUGCUAUCCAGUGCCCCACUACACCCCUGCUCGGCAGGACCAGGAGUGUCAGGUGAGCAUGCUGCCAGCAGGGCUGCCCCUGGCACCAGACCUGCCCCCAGAGCCUGGCAAGACCACAGCGCUGUGAUGGUGGUGGGGGCUCCUGGCCCCCAUCCUCACCUCCUCCACACCUCAGAUGGCAGUGAUCCUUCCUCAGCCCUUGGCACAGAUGUAUGCAUUAAGGGGGCUUCAGCCUCACACCAGAAAUACUAUUUUUUUA
Messenger RNA from Octodon degus (degu), 1558 nucleotides. It is a transcript of the gene Dlk2, whose product is annotated as delta like non-canonical Notch ligand 2. NCBI's taxonomy places the organism in Eukaryota, Metazoa, Chordata, Mammalia, Rodentia, Octodontidae. Gene Ontology annotation, cellular component: plasma membrane; protein-containing complex. Gene Ontology annotation, biological process: heterophilic cell-cell adhesion; establishment or maintenance of epithelial cell apical/basal polarity. Gene Ontology annotation, molecular function: Notch binding; calcium ion binding. The transcript is spliced from 6 exons. The coding region runs from base 179 to 1426 and encodes 415 amino acids. The record is from RefSeq and is a predicted model, not a curated record.